CAAUUUAAAGCAGGAAGGUGUGUGAAGCAGUUUAAAUGGACUGAGGGCAGAACGAACGAGAGAGAGAGAAAGGAAGGAAGGAGAGAAAGUGCAAAACAGCUUUGAAGAGGACAACAACCACCGAAGGAGAAAUGUGAUAAAGGAAGACUAAUGUUUUUCUUUAGAACAAAAACAAAAGGGUCUUAUUUGGAUGUGAAGAGCCCUUCAUGUUCUGAAAAUUAAUCGACACACGGGGUAGACAAAUUAAUUUUCCUUCUUGUCCUGGGACAUUGUGAACCAUGGACUUUACACAUCGGCAGAACUCACUCCACCAUGCUCUCUGCUAGUCUUCUGCAGAUGGUGGUCCUGUGUGCCUGGGUGCUGUUAGCCGGAGAAGCCGGCUUGUUCUCUGAAGGAGGGAGGACAGUGCCAUCGGAUGCAAGCCGGAAGGAAGGUACGGCGCUAUCUUCGCCUGAUCCUGAGCUGGUCCAUACUCUCCACAGGACUCUGCUGAGCAGACUGGGACUGAGCCGUCUCCCCAGGCCCAAUCCUGCCACCAUCAUCCCUCAGUACAUGCGUGAUUUGUACUACUUUCAUACUGGGGAUUACGACAGCAUCCAGGAUUCCAGCUUCACCCACUUGGGGAGACACGCAAGAGACGCCAACACAGUGCGAAGCUUCCAUCACUUGGGUUAUCUCCAGGAGGUCCCCUAUCCCGAGGGAAGAAGUUUCCACCAGAUCGUCUUCAACUUGACCACCAUCCCCGACCGAGAGCACAUCACUUCGGCCGAGCUCCGCUUAUUCCGAGAGGCUGAGGUCGGGGCCGGCCCCGGCCUGGAAGCAGUGGCCGUUUACGAGCUCUUGGAGCCCCCAGGUGGAGGAGGGACGGGGCGCAGGUUACUGGAGAGGCGCCUGCUGCCUGGUAACCGGAGCCAGUGGGAGAGCUUCGAGGUGGGCCCGGCGGUGAUGAACUCCAGAGCGGGGCGGCACCAGCAGCGGCGGGAUCUGGUGGCUUUCCUGGUCGAGCUGAGGCCGGGCCCAAUGCCCCGAGGGCGGCUGAGGGUUGGCAGGUCGCCACGGGAGUCCGAGGAACGUGCCGGGGAGCCCCGGCAGCCACUCCUGGUCACCUAUGGCCGGGAUGGCAGUGGCGGGAGGGCCCUGGGCUCUAGGCCCAGGCGGCACAGCCUGAAGAAAGGGGCACGUGCCAGAGUCCGGCAGCGGAAUCGGUGCCGCCGGAGGCCACUCUAUGUGGACUUUGAGAGGGUGGGCUGGACCGAGUGGAUCAUCGCUCCCCGAGGCUACGACGCCUUCUACUGCCAGGGUGAGUGCCGGUUCCCGCUUGCCGACCACAUGAACUCCUCCAGCCACGCCAUCGUGCAGACCCUGGUCAACUCGGUGAACACCGAGAUCCCCAAGGCCUGCUGUGUGCCCACCGAGCUCAGCCCCGUUGCCAUGCUCUACCUGGACGAUGAUGAGAAAGUGGUCCUCAAGAAUUACCAGGAGAUGGCCGUUGAAGGAUGUGGAUGCCGCUGAGACAACACCCCCUCCCCCCCAGCCCACACAAGGUUAUUGAGUCAUUGGGAAUGGUCUUCAUUGAGUAACUGGGGGGUGGUCUUAAUUGAGUCAUUGAGGAUCUUCAUUAAGUCUUGGGAAGUCUUCACUGGGUCAUUGGGUGAUCUUCGUUGAGUCAUUGGGGAUCUUCAUUAUGUCAUGGGGAUGGGGAUUAUCAUUAAAUCCUAGGGAAAUCUUCAUUGAU
Messenger RNA from Rhincodon typus (whale shark), 1735 nucleotides. Its product is annotated as bone morphogenetic protein 2-like. The record is from RefSeq and is a predicted model, not a curated record. Gene Ontology annotation, molecular function: cytokine activity; growth factor activity. Gene Ontology annotation, cellular component: extracellular region. The transcript is spliced from 3 exons. Lineage: Eukaryota; Metazoa; Chordata; Chondrichthyes; Orectolobiformes; Rhincodontidae. Bases 313 to 1512 code for a protein of 399 amino acids. Gene Ontology annotation, biological process: SMAD protein signal transduction; BMP signaling pathway.